Molecule: messenger RNA, 801 nt
Organism: Aspergillus tanneri
Lineage: Eukaryota; Fungi; Ascomycota; Eurotiomycetes; Eurotiales; Aspergillaceae
Exons: 2
Coding region: 1-801 (266 amino acids)
Source: RefSeq, a predicted model, not a curated record
AUGGCUGUUCCAGAGAAAAAGAUCGUCUUAAUCACGGGGGCCAGUAGUGGCCUCGGCUGGGAAACAGUCAAAACUAUAAUCCAGACCAUCCAGCCCUACCACAUUUACGUUGGCUGCCUGAUCCUCGCUGAAGGGGAAAAUGCGGUCGUAUCCCUGCAACGCGAGGUGCCCGAGACUCCAAGCACUCUAGAGCCGAUCCGGGUUGACCUCACAAGCGAUGAGUCGAUUGACCAAUGUUUCCAAGCUGUGGAGUCCAAAAGUGGGCGGGUGGAUGUGUUGAUUAACAAUGCAGGCAUUUCUCUCCAGGCAAGUGACGUCGGCAUGCGCGAGGCAUGGAACCGAUGUUACGACGUCAAUGUCACCGGAACCCAGAUUAUGACUCACACGUUCGUUCCGCUGCUCCUUCGCUCCCAGGAUCCGCGUUUAAUAUUCAUCACGAGCGGGCUGUCAAGUCUGGGACCGAUGGGUGACGUUUACACGCCGACCCGUAUGCCUGUUCCCGCCGGCUGGCCAAAGCCCGAGGUACAUCCAUACCGGGCUUACCGAGCAAGCAAGACCGCAAUGAAUAUGGUCAUGCUGGAGUGGCACUGGCAGCUGCAGGCGGAUGGGGUCAAGACUUGGGGCGUAUCGCCGGGCUUUUUGGACACCGAUUUGGCAGCCAGUUUUGCAGGAAUGGCCGGGGCGCCUCCUCUGCUACCUCCAUCCGUGGGAGCAAAGCUGGUGGCCUUGGUGGUGGAAGGAAGUCGUGAUGCAGAUGUGGGCAGGAUUGUGCUGAAGGAUUGCGGCGUGCAAGCGUUUUGA